AGUCUUCUAAAGUCCUCAGGACAGCCCUAUUGGCUAAAUUUUGAAACAACUCCUAGGUUAGGAUUGAGAAAGGUGAAACAGACCGCUUCUAGGCAUCAGAUCAAGAAUUUGGCUGAUUUAGGGGGCCGGGAGGAGGCGAAGGGGCCGGCCGGGCAGCCUGCUGGCGCAACCUUCAUCUUCGCAUUUGCGCCUGCCCAGGCGAAGCGAGCUCAGUGCGCGUGCGCUCAGGCGGGUUCAAAACUCCCGCCGUGCGUCCCUCCCUCCUGCUGCAAGCGUCGGUCCCGGCUCCGCGCUCGACGCCGGCAGAAGAAUGCUAGUGAGAGACGGGCCAACGCUCCCGGCCCGACUCGGGCCUCUCUUCAGGCACUGACCGCCAGUCCCUCUCCUUUACAGGGUAAACUUGCCUCCAACCCAGAGUCUCCGAGCGCCCCAGUCCCCGACGGCGUCGCGGCGGGCACGAGUGCCUCCCCUGGACGCCCGGAGAGGCUCCCGCGGCCGUGCGCGCCGCCAGGGCUGGAGGAGGCGCUGAGUGCGCUGGGGUUGGAGGGAGAACGCGAGUACGCUGGGGACAUCUUCGCUGAGGUCAUGGUGUGCCCCGCGCUGCCCGGGAGGGCCCUGCCCCGCACCGUGACUCCGGAGAUGCGCGCCCUAGUGGUGGACUGGCUGGUCCAGGUGCACGAGUACCUGGGCCUGGCGGGGGACACACUUUACCUGGCUGUGCACCUGCUCGAUUCCUACCUGCGCGCGGGCCGAGUGCGCCUACGCCGCCUGCAGCUGCUGGGAGUGGCCUGUCUGUUCCUGGCGUGCAAAAUGGAAGAGUGCGUGCUUCCCGAGCCCGCCUCCCUCUGCCUCCUGAGCGCAGGCUCCUUCUCGCGGGCGGAGCUGCUUCGAGCGGAGCGCCGCAUUCUGAGCCGCCUGGAUUUCCGGCUGCACCAUCCCGGCCCGCUGCUCUGCCUGGAACUGCUGGCCGCGUUCACCCUGUCGCCCUGGCAGGUGAUGCUACUGGCCACCUACUUCUUGGAGCUGUCACUGCUGGAGGCUGAGGCUGCGGGAUGGGAGCCUGGUCGCCGAGCCGCUGCGGCGCUGAGUCUGGCACACCGUGUGCUCGAUGGGGCGGGCUCCAGGCUGGAGCCGGCGCUUUACAGGGGUAAGAGGAUGGCCGUGUCUGUGCUGACUCGGGGACUCUUAAAGAAGAUGAGGUCUUCCCAGUCUCCGAGGGCUGAGCUCCAGGUGUCUUGUCAACUGUGAGCCUCCAGCCCCUUCCCUGCCUCCUUUUUUCCAUCUCUCCGCCGCCGCAGCCCCACGG
Molecule: messenger RNA, 1306 nt
Organism: Fukomys damarensis (Damara mole-rat)
Lineage: Eukaryota; Metazoa; Chordata; Mammalia; Rodentia; Bathyergidae
Gene: Ccnp
Product: cyclin P
Exons: 7
Biological process (GO): mitotic cell cycle phase transition; regulation of cyclin-dependent protein serine/threonine kinase activity
Cellular component (GO): nucleus; cytoplasm; centrosome
Molecular function (GO): cyclin-dependent protein serine/threonine kinase regulator activity
Source: RefSeq, a predicted model, not a curated record